AAACGGGACGCAGUUGCAUAGCCAAAAUAGUAAACGAGACUAAGUUCUUUUGGGGAGGAUGAGGCAGAGUGCAAAACGAUGGCAGCUACAACAAUCUCGCCGGCGAUUAGGAAGCAAAUGAGCAGCGUUGCCGUCGCAAUGAAGGUCGCGAUUAUCGGCGGCGGAAUUUCCGGAGCCGUGUGCGCAUCGACUCUGGCAAGGAAUGGCGUCUCCGUCACAAUCUUCGACUCGGGUCGUGGACCUGGUGGACGUAUGUCUCAAAGAAGAGAGAUUGGAGAAGAUGGGAAGGAGUUGAUGUUCGAUCAUGGAGCUCCAUUUUUCUGUGUGAGCAACUCUGAUGCAUUGGCUCUUGUUCACGAGUGGGAGUCCAGAGGUGUUGUUUCUGAAUGGAAUCAAGUUUUUGGGAGUUUCGAUUGCGCAUCCAACAAGUUUCUUGGCUUCCAACAGGAAGGGAAUGCAAACAAGUAUGUGGGUGUUCCUGGCAUGAACUCUAUAUCUAAGGCCUUGUGUCAAGAGUCUGGUGUUAAAAGUAUGUUUGGAACUGGUAUUGCCAAGCUGGAAUGGUUGGAAGAAGAGAUACCGUGGUUGUUGACAGAUUCAAAAGGAGAAAACGUGGGUCGUUUCGAUGGAGUCGUUGCGUCAGAUAAAAACAUUGUUUCUCCAAGAUUUACUCAAGUAACCGGACUCCCACCGCCACUGGACUUGAGUCUAGUCCCGGACUUGGCACCUAAACUACAACUUAUUCCUGUUUUACCAUGCUUCUCUCUUAUGCUAGCUUUCAAGGAGCCAUUGUCUUUGAUACCAGUAAAAGGCUUAUCUUUCAAGAAUUCUGAGAUUUUGAGCUGGGCUCACUGUGAUAGCACUAAGCCAGGACGGUCUACUGAUAGUGAAAGAUGGAUACUGCAUUCAACUCCAGACUAUGCCAAUGGUGUUAUUGCUAGGACCGGCCUCCAAAAGCUAUCGAAUGAAACACUAAACAAAAUAGCUGAAGAGAUGUUCAAAGAGUUUCAUAGUUCAUGACAGUGUCUUUGCCUUGAU
Camelina sativa (false flax) is the source of this 1038-nucleotide messenger RNA. RefSeq lists its product as uncharacterized. The record is from RefSeq and is a predicted model, not a curated record. Lineage: Eukaryota; Viridiplantae; Streptophyta; Magnoliopsida; Brassicales; Brassicaceae.